Echinostoma caproni is the source of this 1344-nucleotide messenger RNA. NCBI's taxonomy places the organism in Eukaryota, Metazoa, Platyhelminthes, Trematoda, Plagiorchiida, Echinostomatidae. The record is from the annotation of a GenBank genome assembly.
AUGAAGCGGAUGAAAGGCGUGAAAAUCAGUGGAAUAACUCUCCUCGUGGUUUGCUCCAUUCUAUUCCUCAAACAAUGGAUGAAUAUUCAUUACUCGGACAAACUCAAAACCUCGCUUUAUUUGUUUAAACCAUUUGCAUCUGAGUCCAUUCGUGCUGAUCGAGAACAACGCACAGCUUGUCACUGGCCUCCACACUCGACGGAGGAUAUUCGAAACCCCAAAACACGACUGUUCCAUUUGGCCAUCCAGCCAUGUGUUCAAAAACAGAACGGCAAAGAUCACUCGGAUACUCGGUGGGAACGAUAUUAUAAACUGUUGAAGAUCUUAUAUCCCGGACGUUUGACGAAUGGGUCUAUUACACACAGAGCUCGUAUCAUGGAACACGCACUACGUGUCGAUCCGAAUGAAUACAAUUAUAAUUUAUAUCCACAAUUAAUUGAUGUGAAAGAAACAGUGUCACUAGUACGUCAAGGACACAAGGUGGUUCGGAAACCAAUCAACGAUCCGAACAUACCUAUUCUCGUGGCACCAAGAGGCUUCUGUGACCCGAGCAAGAAUAAGCAAGAUUCAUCGGAGCUGGUGGUUCUCAUAAAGUCCUGUGUCCGUUGCCGGAAGGAUCGUUAUUGGGCACGUGAAACCUACAUGCAACCUCAUUUAUGGGGUGAUUUUCAUAUUCGAUUCGUGUUUGGAGUAUCAGUCCAUCAUCGUAGUCAUGGUAAUGAGAAACAAGAUUAUGUGAACACGAAGAGGGAACUCAUAACAGAGGCAAAUCAGUUUGGUGAUAUACUGAUCGGCGAUUUUGAGGAUAAUUACUUUUCACUGACUCUGAAACAAGCGUUCACAUUUCGAUGGGCGUCCGUGUUUUGUGCUCACGAAACCCAGUUGUUCUUGUUUCUGGAUCACGACUACACGGCCAUUCCAACCAAUCUGAUCAGAUUUGUACGCGGAUUACCCGCAGAAAUAUUGCCGGAUGUGAGUUUUGGUAUUCCUGGUCAAAACCACUUGGUACUGCGCCCCGAGAAAGCUUCUGACAACCGUUGGGCCAUAUCGGAAGAUGAGUUCCCAUGGGACUACUAUCCGGCGUAUUUUGGAGGAUAUUCUUACAUGAAAGGAAUCAAUAUUGUGACAGAUAUGGCUAUUGCCUCAGCAUUUGUCCAUCCACUGCGUGUUGAAGAUGCUCAUAUGGGCAUUUUGCGAUAUAGAGCGGGAGUUCAAACCUACGUGAUUCCACAGCUAGUACAUACAGUGAAUUCGGCCAAAGAACUGCGGACUAUAAUUUGUGGAAACUCUUGGCACAUACGAAAUUUUUUCAACUGGACAACCGGUCGGAUUAUCGGACGAUGA